This is a messenger RNA of Penaeus vannamei (Pacific white shrimp), 935 nucleotides long. RefSeq names its product protein SREK1IP1. The record is from RefSeq and is a predicted model, not a curated record. Gene Ontology annotation, molecular function: nucleic acid binding; zinc ion binding. Lineage: Eukaryota; Metazoa; Arthropoda; Malacostraca; Decapoda; Penaeidae.
UCAAGAAUAUUUAUUAAAUUUGCAUGUAUAUUUUAAUCAUCCAAAUGUAAAUCGCAACGUUUGUCAGCUGUGAAAUUAACUCAGGUGCUGCUAUGAAUCCUUGAAUUCUGGAAACAGCAGGAAAAAGUUAGUGUCUUUACAGAUUAUAAGAAGACAAAAAAAUAUGGAGGAUCGACCACUGGCCAGAAUUGGCCCCACAGGAGGAGGAGAUGUGAGAGCAGCAUGCAAAAAGUGUGGAUAUCCUGGCCACCUUACCUACCAGUGCAGGAAUUUUGUGAAGGUGGAUCCAAAGAAAGAUGUGGUUCUAGAUGUCUCAUCAACAUCAUCUGAAUUCAGUGAUGAUGAGACUCCUCUUACGCAACUCAAUGCACAGGAGCUGCUUGCAAAGAUGAAGGAGGAGAAACACCUCAGGAGAGAAAGAAAGAAGCACAAGAAAGAAAAAAAGAAGAAGAAGAAAUUGCGUACAGAUAGUCCCAGCCGAUCAAGAUCACGGGAAAGGGAAAAGAAGAAAAAGAAGAGGAAGAGUAAGCAUUCUUCAUCAGAAAGUUCCUCAUCGGAGAGUUCUUCAGAAAGCGACUCAGAGGAAGAUGAGAGACAAAAAGAUAAGAAGAAGAAGAAGAAGAAGGAAAAGAAAAAGAAAAAGGAGAAGAAGAAAAGGGACAAAGAGAGGGACUGAAAAAUUGGAUACAGCUCACACAUGUAACGUAUGUAUGAGUAUGCGUGUAUUUAUAUAUUUUUCAUACGAAAACAUACUAUGUGUCAAGGUUUGUCACGUUUUUAAUCUAUUUAUUAUUUUUAGUCCUUUUUAUUAACAUUUAAUAUUUCCCAUUUCUACAUUUUAUAAAAAAAAAAAACAAGAUUUUAUAGUGCAAUUUGAUAAAUAGAAUGGUGUAAACCUUGUAUCUAUAUUUCUUAUUAUUAAAAUGGAAAAUUUU